Molecule: messenger RNA, 1515 nt
Organism: Neogale vison (American mink)
Lineage: Eukaryota; Metazoa; Chordata; Mammalia; Carnivora; Mustelidae
Gene: TTLL9
Product: tubulin tyrosine ligase like 9
Exons: 14
Coding region: 1-1422 (473 amino acids)
Biological process (GO): microtubule cytoskeleton organization; protein polyglutamylation
Cellular component (GO): cilium
Molecular function (GO): ATP binding; tubulin-glutamic acid ligase activity; tubulin binding
Source: RefSeq, a predicted model, not a curated record
AUGGAGAUUCAGAUCAACAAGAAGAAUAGUGUGUGGACACAAAGCGGGAGAGAGACUGAUUUUCCAGAGACUCAUUCCGUUGCCUUGUCUUGCAGAGAGCAGAGAGCGUCCAUCCGAUUCAAGACCACUCUCGUGAAUACGCUCAUGGACGUCCUUCGCCACAGGCCAGGCUGGGUGGAAGUAAAGGAUGAAGGGGAGUGGGAUUUCUACUGGUGUGACGUCAGCUGGCUCCGGGAGAACUUUGACCACACCUACAUGGACGAGCACGUGCGGAUCAGUCACUUCCGAAACCACUACGAGCUGACCCGCAAGAACUACAUGGUCAAGAACCUGAAGCGAUUCCGGAAACAGCUAGAGCGCGAGGCCGGAAAGCUGGAGGCAGCCAAGUGCGACUUCUUCCCCAAAACCUUUGAGAUGCCCUGCGAGUACCACCUGUUUGUGGAGGAGUUCCGCAAAAACCCGGGAAUCACCUGGAUCAUGAAGCCUGUAGCCCGCUCUCAGGGGAAGGGCAUCUUCCUCUUCCGGAGGCUGAAGGACAUCAUGGACUGGAGGAAGGGUACCGCAGGAAAGAAGCUCACUAGCUUAGAAGCCCCGCCAGCCCGCAGCACUGUCAAUCCUUCUGGAAGCCAUGACGCAAGAAGUUCUGAUGACCAAAAGGAUGAGAUCCCUGUGGAGAACUACGUGGCUCAGCGCUAUAUUGAAAACCCCUACCUGAUCGGAGGCCGCAAGUUUGACCUACGUGUCUAUGUGCUGGUGAUGUCGUACAUCCCGCUUCGAGCCUGGCUGUACCGGGAUGGCUUUGCCCGAUUCUCCAACACCCGCUUCACCCUGAGCAGCAUUGAUGACCAGUAUGUUCACCUCACCAAUGUUGCUGUGCAAAAGACAUCUCCUGACUACCACCCCAAGAAGGGCUGCAAGUGGAUGCUCCAGCGCUUCCGUCAGUACCUUGCGUCCAAGCACGGGCCCGAGGCAGUGGAGAGGCUCUUCAGCGAUAUGGACAACAUCUUUGUCAAGAGCCUGCAGAGCGUGCAGAAAGUGAUCAUCAGUGACAAGCACUGCUUUGAGCUGUACGGCUAUGACAUCCUCAUAGACCAGACCCUCAAGCCGUGGCUCCUGGAGGUCAAUGCCUCCCCAUCGCUGACAGCCAGCAGCCAGGAGGACUAUGAGCUCAAGACCUGCCUCUUGGAAGACACCCUCCAUGUCGUGGACAUGGAGGCCAGGCUCACAGGAAGGGAGAAGAGAGUGGGAGGCUUUGACCUCAUGUGGAAUGAUGGCCCUGUCAGCAGAGAAGAGGGGCCUCCUGACCUGUCUGGGAUGGGGAACUUUGUGGCCAACACACACCUUGGCUGCGUCAAUGACCGGAACAACCAGCUGAGGCAGCUGUUCCGCUCCCUUCAGAACCAGAAGAAAGCCUCCAGUUAGUCCUGGCUGCAGGGACAGCAACCUGACCAGGAGGUGCUCCCCCAUAGUCUCCUCCUCACCCAUUCCCAGCACAGCGGCACCUCCAAGCACUUA